This is a messenger RNA of Penicillium olsonii, 618 nucleotides long. The record is from the annotation of a GenBank genome assembly. NCBI's taxonomy places the organism in Eukaryota, Fungi, Ascomycota, Eurotiomycetes, Eurotiales, Aspergillaceae.
AUGGCCCACUGGAGGGAGGAGUACUUGGCUGCACUGACAGUCCGAGAUCAGUCUGAGAAGGCAAAUGCCACUCUUUACGAUGCCUAUGCUCGGCUUGCAGAUCGUACCAGCAAGCUAACAACUACAAGAGAUGCCAGCCCAGUAACGUCGCAACCUGAGAUACAUCGCUCUAUUCCAUCGCCCUUGGUCACGGCUUCCAAAAAACAACGGAGUAAUGAGCCGAGUCCAACUCCAGCCGAGCUCCUCAAUCUCGCCCGUGCGGAUUUAUCCGAGGCACAACGCUCCCGUUCAGAACUACAGGAUCAACUGAACCGCGCGAAUACAGAAUUAGAAGGUCUUCGAAAGUCACAUAAGCAGGAAACGCGGCGGGUCGAGCUUGCGGAACAUGGGCUAGCGCAGAUAGAAAGACGGUUGCGGGACCGAGUUGCAGAGCUGAAGGGGAAGGCCAAGCUAUUGGAGGACCUCCAAAAUGAGAUGGCGACAUUGAAUCUACAACUGAACAUGGCCGAGGAGAAGUCAACUCGACUGCAGAAGGAAAACCAAGAUCUUGUUGACCGUUGGAUGGCAAGGAUGGGUCAAGAGGCGGAGGCCAUGAACCAAGCAUCCAAGUACUCAUAG